AUGGAUGCAAUGAACAUCGCGACGGAGCUCCCUUCACGAAUGCCAGUCCCAAUUCUGGUUGGUGCACUGGCAGCCUGUCUCAUUAUCGUGGUAUUGUACCGUGCCUACAACCACCGCCGAUUCUAUCGAGACUUGCCAGGGCCUCCUCAUAGCUGGCUGUUCGGCCAUAUCAAAGUCUUUAGCCAAGUCACAGCAUUGAUGCCUCCAAACACUCACCCGCAGCUCUUCUACACAGAAAUGGUCCGCUUAUACAACCUCAAAGAAAUAUUCUAUCUUGAUCUCUGGCCUAUAAGCCCUGGUAUUGUCGUAAUUACUGAUCCUAAACUCCUGGAUAACUCAUCACUUCCGAAACCUCUUCCUAUACAUCCCUUUACUGCGGUAUUCAUGAACCUGAUGUUUGGCGAGGGAACAAUGGCAGCAACCAGCGGCGCUUCUUGGAGGAAGAUGGCCACUGUUGUGAGUCCAGCUUUCUCGAUGGGUCAUGUCCUGGGAAUGACGAAUGUCAUGGUCGACGAAUGUUUGCUAUUCCAAGAGAAGCUGGACGAAUUAGCCGUGGAAGGAGACGUCUUCUCCAUGGAGGAGCUCGUCGCCAAACUGGUAUUCGGUAUAGUCUCAGCAGUCACUCUUGGAGAGCCUCAGUAUUCUCAAACAGUGGGAAGUAAAAUCUUGGAGGACCUGAGGGACCUUGUGAAUCUUGCUCAAGGAGAGACAGAUCCCCUCAUUGCCUAUAGCCCACUGGUACAGAUCCCCCGACGAUGGAAAAGACGCCGAAUUGUUCGCAGACUUGAAGGCUCUCUGAGAGAAAAGGUUAAUGGGAGUGUUGAGCGGAUUGUUCAGGAAGGAGUCAUUCCUUCAAGGCAGAACCCGAAAAGCAUCAUGGAUCUUUUGGUUCGUGAGCAUGCACAAGCUGUGCUGGAAGAAAGGAAGCGGGAUGUGCAUGGCCGUUCACGGCUUUCUACCUCCGAAGAAGAGAUACUCUUUAGCAAUCUGAGAACGAUGUUGUUAGGAGGACACACCACGUCGACGAACACUCUCUGCUUUAUUUUCAUGCUCCUAUCAAAUGCCCCCGAUGUCGUCGGAAAAUUGCACCAAGAACACAUUGAUCAACUUGGAACCUCUCCUCAGGUCACUCUUCUUGCCAACCCAAACAUGUUUCGAAGACUCCCUUACACAGAAGCGGUUCUCAAAGAAUCCUUGAGACUUUACCCUCUCGGGUCCGAUCUAAAGCAAGCACCUCCAGGAACAACAAUCACCACUCACGAUGGCCGCCGCCUUCCUAUUGCCCAUGGCCUCAUCGUGACAGCUAACGCGCAUACCAUCCACUACGACGCACACAUCUACCCGGACCCUACAGCCUUCCGGCCGGAAAGAUGGCUAAAUCAAGAGAAGCCCAUCCCCGGUGAUUACUUUAGGGCAUUUGGCGGAGAUGGGAGGACUUGCCCUGGCCAGAAUAUGGGAAUGAACAUACUCAAGAUUGUCGUAGCCAUGACUAUAGAGAGCCAAAAACUAAUCAUACUAAUGCUGAUCUGGUGUUUGGGAAUAUGGCGUUUCAGCAGCUGGGGUUGGACGGGAGACCGAGGGAUGGGAUGA
Molecule: messenger RNA, 1590 nt
Organism: Fusarium subglutinans
Lineage: Eukaryota; Fungi; Ascomycota; Sordariomycetes; Hypocreales; Nectriaceae
Product: cytochrome P450 monooxygenase
Exons: 5
Coding region: 1-1590 (529 amino acids)
Molecular function (GO): heme binding; iron ion binding; oxidoreductase activity, acting on paired donors, with incorporation or reduction of molecular oxygen
Source: RefSeq, a predicted model, not a curated record